Molecule: messenger RNA, 1932 nt
Organism: Hyaloscypha bicolor E
Lineage: Eukaryota; Fungi; Ascomycota; Leotiomycetes; Helotiales; Hyaloscyphaceae
Exons: 6
Coding region: 337-1764 (475 amino acids)
Source: RefSeq, a predicted model, not a curated record
UGCAUUGCAUUAGGCCAAUUCUAGACCCCGCCAACACGACCCACUGCUGCACUGACAAGCCAAGCCUUUGGACGGCCGAUGCCUUUUCAAUCCCGCUGCGGCGUGAGCUCCCUUGGCUGGAGGCUGGAAGGUGGGGUUGGCUUGUUCUUGUCUCACUGCAUCUGACUGCAGCUUUCGCCGAGUAAUCUCUCUUUUCUCUUCCCUCUCCAUCCCACUUGGUGCCAUGGACGUGGACUUGCUCUUUUUUGCCCCCUUUAGUUGCCAAUACCCAUUUUGCGCCUAUCGUUAUUGUUAAAGGGACGUCUGUUGUUUGGCGACGGAAGAUGUGUGGCAGGCAUGGACGAUUAUCUGUUUGAAGCAAACGUCCGACGCUGCAAAUCAGUCACCGAGGUCACCACGUACCUCGAGAUUUUCUCGUACUCUGAUGCAUCGUAUAACAGUGUUGAAGAGCAUCCACUUACCCCUGAUGAGUUCGAGAACUACCUCCAUCGGCGGGGCGCAUUCGCUCCGCCGACACUACCUGCGGGAGUUGUGCAAUUGAGUUGUAUAAGAUUAGUUCUCCAGCAAGAAGCAAAGCACCCCGAAACGUUCACACCCCACGUUAUCAGUCUCAGACCCGAGGUUUACAAAUCGAUGGUAGUGGCGAUGAACCUGCCAUACCGAGCAAUCGAAAGCACGAGCGUCGUUGGGCCUUUUUUCUGGGCUGCUUGGGAUCAAGAUGAGAUAAAUCCACAUCUGCAAAUUGUCUUCCGGAAAAGCGAUGUUCGGAAGAAGGGAUAUACGAGGGGCUGGGAGUUAAUGCUGUCGCAUGAUGUGAAAAACGGCAUUACUACUGGAUUUGCAAAAGGAACCCCGAGCUCAGAUAUGAUGGAGUGCAUCAAGCAUCUCAAAUCUUGCGUACUGCAAGUUGGACACCCGAUGCUACUUCCUAUCAUCAUCUUCUCCCACGAUAUCUCCUACAAGACGGACAUCAAGCAACGAGACGCCCGUGAUUGGCUCCGGCGGCUCGAACAUGCUGUCAGUAUGCGGAGUGAGAUCGAAGAACGGGAAGGGUACGUGAAAGAAGGAGUCGUGGACCUCGAUGCCAUCAACAGAGACUUAGUGGAGUGUCAUUCUCAAGUGCUGUGGAAACGACCAAAGGCUUACCUGGAAAUCCUCGCCUGCAUCGAGAGAGCCUGCGACAACUUUUUCAAGAAGUUGCCAGACGAGAGGAACGACACGGAAAUGAAGAAGCUGCAGAAUAGUAUGCUUGGUCGCCUGGAGUUUUAUAGGGUGAAGUUGCAGGGCAUUGAGAGUUAUGCUUACACCACUUUGCAGCGGUUGGAGAUCCAACGGAGUGCACUCUAUAAUAUCAUAGCGCAGAAGGAAAGUAAACUCAACUUCCAAAUGGCCGGAGAACAACGCAAAAUCGCGCACUCCAGCAAACGUGACUCCGCAGCCAUGAAAUGGAUCUCUCUCAUUGGCGCUGUCUUUCUCCCUGGUGCGUAUCUCGCGUCCGUCUUCUCGAUGACCUUCUUCAACUGGGGAGACCCGUCGAAACCCGUCACGACAUCGUUCUGGAUUUAUUGGGCAAUCGAUAUUCCCGUAACGGUCGUCAUUGUUGCGGGUUGGUAUGUUUGGGAAAAGAGGAGGGAGGCCAAAUACGACCGCGAAGACGCAGAUUUGGAGAAGGGAAGUGAGGAUAUGGAGAAGGAUAUUAUGGCGACCAUGAGGAAGAGGACGAUGAGUAAGGUCAGUACGUGGGAUACGAAGAAAAAGGAGUAAAUCUACGCAGUAAGCGGUAAGGAGGAUGGUUUCGCUUGGAUUUUUAUGAUUCUGAACGAUGUGAUGAUUGACGAUGAAUGAACUUCACGAAAUAAAGAAAAUACACUGGGAUAUAUAGAAAUCUAGGGAAAUGAAAAAGCCAUUGGACUACAUAUGGAUUGCCUCGAG